Molecule: messenger RNA, 1730 nt
Organism: Neomonachus schauinslandi (Hawaiian monk seal)
Lineage: Eukaryota; Metazoa; Chordata; Mammalia; Carnivora; Phocidae
Gene: FUZ
Product: fuzzy planar cell polarity protein
Exons: 11
Coding region: 224-1477 (417 amino acids)
Biological process (GO): non-motile cilium assembly; vesicle-mediated transport
Source: RefSeq, a predicted model, not a curated record
CGGAAGAGAACCUAAUGGGGCUUGGGGAGGUGCUGGCAUAGAGACUGAGGGUGGGUUUGAGUUGGAUGAAGAAGGCGGGAAGUCUACUUCUCUUCCAGUCAGCUCCCCAUCUCGCCCUCUGGCGGCUUCGGACGGCCGACCGGCCGCCCGACUUAGUGUGACUACGGGCGUACGCCAAGGUGGUCACUGACUGCCCCCACGAGGGGACUGGAGGGGGUUCCAGAUGGGCGAGGAGGGGACAGAGGGCACCGUACAUCUGCUUUGCCUUGCGGCCACCAGCGGAGUCCCCUUAUUCUGCAGAAGCAGCCGCGGCGGCGCCCCCGCCCGCCAGCAGCUCCCGUUCUCUGUCAUCGGUUCCCUCAAUGGAGUACACAUGUUUGGGCAAAAUCUCGAGGUGCAGCUGAGCUCUGCAAGGACGGAGGAUACGACCGUGGUGUGGAAAAGCUUCCAUGACAGCAUCACCCUCAUUGUUCUGUCAUCUGAGGAGGGCACCUCGGAGCUGAGGCUGGAGAGACUACUCCAGAUGGUGUUUGGGGCCAUGGUUCUUCUUGUAGGACUCGAAGAACUGACCAAUAUCCGCAACGUAGAGAGACUGAAGAAGGAGUUGAGGGCCAGUUACCGCCUCAUUGACAGUUUCCUGGGGGACUCUGAGCUCAUCGGGGACCUGACCCAGUGUGUGGACUGCGUGGUUCCUCCAGAGGGGUCUCUCCUGCAGGAAGCCCUCUCUGGGUUCGCCGAAGCGGCGGGCACGGCCUUUGGCAGCCUGGUCGUGUCGGGCCGGGUGGUGGCAGCAACAGAAAGCUGGUGGCGGCUGGGGACGCCGGAGGCCGUGCUGCUCCCCUGGCUGGUGGGGUCCCUGCCGCCGCAGGCAGCUCGAGACUAUCCGGUGUACCUGCCGCACGGGAGUCCCAUGGUCCCGCACCGGCUUCUGACCCUGACGCUGCUGCCGGGCUUGGAGCUGUGUCUGCUCUGCGGGCCGCGCCCUCCCCUCAGCCAGCUGGAUCCACAGCUUUUGGAUCGCUGGUGGCAGCCAGUGCUAGACCCGCUGCGGGCCUGCGUGCCGCUGGGACCUCGAGCGCUGCCCGCUGGCUUCCCCCUGCACAUGGACAUCCUCGGGCUGCUGCUUCUCCACCUGGAACUGAAACGUUGCCUCUUCACGGUGGAGCCCUCUGCGGAUCAAGAGCCUUCUCCUGAGCAUCGUCGGCGCCUCCUGCGCGCCUUCUACACCUUGGUCACCGCCUCACACUUCCCACCAGAGCCGGGGUCACCAGAGAAGGUGGAGGAUGCGGCCCAGAGGAGCCAGGUGCCGAGAGCCUGCUACCUGGUGUCCGGGCCCGAGGAGCCAGGCAUGGGAUGGCGGCUGGUGGCUCUGCAGUCGGGGCCGCGGCGGCUGCUACUGCUGUCCGCCCAGAGUCCCACACACGCGCUGCGGGGCUUGGCCACCCACACACUGCAUGCCCUCACCCCACUCCUCUGACCCCUGGCCGUGAGCCGGUCACACAGACACAGCUAUUAGCGUCUCUCUGUUUAUUCGCUCACAAUAAUACACAGCCCCUGGAUGGGGGGGGCAGGAGGGGCUACGAUGGGGUGGGGUGGGAGGGGAGGAGGCGCCCACUUCCCUGGCCCCUCUCCCCUCUGUGCUUAGGGGGGAAAAGGGAGGGAGGGGGCUCCCCCUUACCCCCCAGAAUGUAAACAGCAGCAGAUGAACAAAAAUAAAAAUACAAAAGGCC